Messenger RNA from Paramecium sonneborni, 602 nucleotides. Lineage: Eukaryota; Ciliophora; Oligohymenophorea; Peniculida; Parameciidae. The record is from the annotation of a GenBank genome assembly.
UUAAAUUUUAAAUAAUGCCUAAAAAUAAGGGAAGAGGUGGAAAGAAUUAUAGAAGAGGAAAAAACGAAAAUUUAACUAAGAGAUAAUUGGAAACAAAAGAUGAUGGUCAAGAUUAUGCCCAAGUUAUAAAAUUGUUGGGAAGUGGAAGACUUAUUUGUUUAUGUUUGGGUGACAGUAAAUAAAGACUUGGACAUAUCAGAGGUAAAAUGAGAAGAAAGGUUUGGAUAUAAAAUGGUGAUAUUGUACUUGUUGCACUGAGAGAGUUUUAAGAUGAAAAGUGUGAUGUUGUUUAUAAAUAUUUCCCAGAAGAAAUUAAGUAACUUAAAAAUCUCAAAGAAAUACCAGAAGUAUAAAUAUAUUUUAUUAUUAAGAAUUUAGAAGAACCAGGAGGUGAUAAUGUUGGUGAUAAUGUUAUUUUUGUCAAUAAAGAAGAAUCAUCAAGUUCUGAUUCUGAUUUAAGUGAUAGUGAUGAUGAUGACUCUGACCCAGAACCAAAACAAUAAUAAAAACAAUAGCCAUAAAAGCCAUAACCUUAAAAGGCAUAAGCCCCUGCCAAAGAUAAUAAAGAAAAAAUUACCAAAAAAGAUAUCGAUGAUAUAUGA